GUUUUUCUUCAUAAUAAAACAAGACUUGAACAUCGUCGGUGACAGGUCUUCCUUGCCAACAAUUCCCCAAUUCCUUACGGUUGUUUCUCCAGUUUUCAGCCACUUCCCUGCCGGCUCCACGACAUCUUCAACCCCAAGCCCCGUUCGAACAUACCCCACCAUGGGCGAAUCAAGACAAGAGUUGCUGGCAUGGCUUAACAACCUGCUGCAGUUGAACAUGACUAAGAUUGAGCAGUGCGGUACUGGUGCCGCUCUGUGUCAAAUCUUCGACUCGAUAUUCAUGGAUGUCCCCAUGUCUCGCGUCAAAUUCAACGUGAACUCCGAAUAUGCCUAUCUCCAGAACUUCAAGGUCCUUCAGAACGUCUUCGCGAAGCACCAAGUCGACAAGCCCAUUCCCGUCGAGCAGCUCAGCAAAUGCCGCAUGCAGGACAACCUGGAAUUUCUCCAGUGGACCAAGAGAUACUGGGAUCAGCACUACCCUGGCGGUGACUACGAUGCGGUCGGCCGUCGCAAGGGCUCUGGUGCUCCUCCCUCCGGACCUGCUUCUCGCACUAGCUCCAGCGCUGCCACCGCUCGCCGUGGCACGACCCCGACUGUGGGUGCUGCUCGGGCCCGGGCUGCUCCCGCGGCUGUCUCGGUCAACACCGCUGCUCUGCAGCAGGAGAUUGCGACCCAGAAGGAAGCCAUCGCCGGGUUGGAGAAGGAGCGGGACUUCUACUUCGCCAAGCUCCGGGACAUCGAGCUGCUGCUGCAGAGCGCGAUUGAGCAGGACCCUGAGUUGGAGAAGGACGAGGACUCAUUGGUGAAGCACAUCCAGGGUAUCUUAUACUCGACGGAGGAGGGAUUUGAGAUCCCCGAGGCGGAGGCCGGCGCGGACGAGCUGGAGACCUUCUGAGCGCCUUAUAACGUUGGUCUUCAAUAUUAAUACCCCCUUCAUAGCACACUGCGCAAGCGUUCGGUCGUCGUUUGACGACGUUGAUUAUGUUUCUUUUUCUCUUCUCUUUCGAUGUUCAUUUUGCUACAUAUUCUGCCUAGUAUUCUGCCUAGACCGUUGGUCAAGAUGAUGCCUGAUUUGGAGAGGGGUGAGAUGAGACGAUACGUAAGAUCAGAAAAGGGGUGUAAGAACGGAACACAUGCGUUUUGUUUUUUGAGAUGCCGAUGGGAGUGGGGUUUCUGAAGAAAGCUUUGUAUAGUCGAGUCGCGAUAAGGGAAAGCUAGGCAGCCAGCUUGUCAA
Molecule: messenger RNA, 1234 nt
Organism: Aspergillus saccharolyticus JOP 1030-1
Lineage: Eukaryota; Fungi; Ascomycota; Eurotiomycetes; Eurotiales; Aspergillaceae
Gene: eb1
Product: microtubule-binding protein BIM1
Exons: 6
Coding region: 161-895 (244 amino acids)
Biological process (GO): regulation of microtubule polymerization or depolymerization; protein localization to microtubule plus-end; spindle assembly
Cellular component (GO): microtubule plus-end; microtubule organizing center; spindle midzone
Molecular function (GO): microtubule plus-end binding
Source: RefSeq, a predicted model, not a curated record